Messenger RNA from Trichophyton verrucosum HKI 0517, 267 nucleotides. RefSeq lists its product as uncharacterized. The coding region runs from base 1 to 267 and encodes 88 amino acids. The record is from RefSeq and is a predicted model, not a curated record. The transcript has 2 exons. NCBI's taxonomy places the organism in Eukaryota, Fungi, Ascomycota, Eurotiomycetes, Onygenales, Arthrodermataceae.
AUGACUAACAAGGUUCCCUUCUGCCGCUUUGAUCGCCUUACUAAGCAUGACUGCUGCCUAAAGCGGCUCUACUUUAACCCAACGAAAAGGCAAAGUAAACCUGGCAAGUGCGCUCGACCGAAAGAGGAAGAAGAGGAACGAAAAAGGCAGGAAGAAGAAGAAGAAAAACAUCUCGAACGCCGAACAAGAAAAGAAAAAGACGAAAAGCUCGACGAGACGAAGAACGACGAGAAGAAGAACGACGAACGACGACGGCUCAAACAAUAG